This is a messenger RNA of Mycosarcoma maydis (corn smut), 645 nucleotides long. RefSeq lists its product as uncharacterized. The record is from RefSeq and is a predicted model, not a curated record. The coding region runs from base 1 to 645 and encodes 214 amino acids. Lineage: Eukaryota; Fungi; Basidiomycota; Ustilaginomycetes; Ustilaginales. The transcript has a single exon.
AUGUUGAAAGUUCAACCUCGGCCACUUCUAGUACUAGCCUCCUUCGUCAUUCUCUUACUUUUGUGCUUAUCCUGUCAAGCUGUGAAACCAUCAGUCGAGCGAGAUUCAAGCAGAGCACUAGCGUUUGACCCUCGCCACGUCAGCUUCACACUUUCACUAGACAGGACUCCGGAGCGCGUUGAGCGCCUGCUCACUCAGCUGCGCACGACCUUCAGAUUCCAUGAUGCUGAAGUCGGCCAUCUCCCGGCCCGAACCAUGGUCAAAGUGCGUCUGGCAGAGUCGUUCUUUUCUUCGCCGACUAAACCACGCUUCCUGAAUUUGGGCUUUAUACGUCCGUCAGCGCAGAGCGAUGUGCGCGGUUUCGCCAUCGCUCUACCCAUGACUACUCUUCAACCGGUCUAUCACCCCAACGUUCGAGGAUUUGCCCUCUUCUCUGUCUACCCUGAUCGAGCGAAUCCUGUCGGAACCGACGUCAAUAGUGUCAAGCCACACAUACUGUUUCAUGGCUAUGUUGACUUGCAGAACAUAGGUACAUUUCCACCCAGAGUCGGGCGGCCGCCUAGGUUGGAGCACAGUCCACUUCUGCCCGGAGACCUUGUGUCUCUGGAAGAGAUUUAUCGAGAGGUCCUACACGGGGACCAUUGA